Molecule: messenger RNA, 1491 nt
Organism: Triplophysa dalaica
Lineage: Eukaryota; Metazoa; Chordata; Actinopteri; Cypriniformes; Nemacheilidae
Product: testis-expressed protein 26-like
Exons: 7
Coding region: 265-1158 (297 amino acids)
Cellular component (GO): cytoplasm
Source: RefSeq, a predicted model, not a curated record
CCGGUGUUGUGCGUUUCCUAACAACGCCAAACUCCAGAAAACACCUCUUGGGAUUAACAAAUCUACUACAGAGUCGAAAAUAUAUAUAUGAAGUGAAUUUAUUUUGAUCGUCAUAAUUCCGGACAAGACUUGUUGUUGACGAUUGCUGACGUGAAACAACAGAGCUUCUGCAACGAGUCUGAGAAGCGCAGAAAGUGAGAUGUGCGACAGCUGGACGCUGUGCUUCAAUUUGGAGAAGAAUACCAGAUUCAUAUAAUUUCAUAUAUGGGCAAGACAACCAUGGCAAAUUAUGAUGUUCACAGAAGAUUGGAAACCUAUGAGACUUCACAUAAAAGAGACUUUGUUUACAGACCCAUCUUAUCUACUCCAGAAUUAAGACCAAAAACAUCUGUCCGGAUCUAUAAGAAUUCAUAUGCAUUGGAUGUUCCCGUGAGUACAACUCUGUAUAGUGAAGACUUUUGUUGGAAGCCUGUUUCAAAGACGGCCUGCAUAAGGUCUGCCACAGCAUCUGGACAAGGAAGGAACAACCCACACCCAAGCCAGGCGUUUAUGGUAUGGGGCUAUUCUCCAAAGCAAAUGAAAAGCCUUUCCGAUGGCAAACCUUUGACUGAGCGGGACAUCCAAAAGGCUCUGAGUGAACAAUACAGGUCUACAUACAGAGUAGACUUUCUUGGAUUACCCCAAGGGAUGAUGAAGAACCAAAUAACUCUUGCACCUUCAAAACAGAGUCAUGCCGAUAAUUACUGUACCCAGACUGAAAUGAGAUACAACUACAAACCCAUAUUGAAAGCUGAGCUAUUGGGGAAGAAUUCUCGCUAUGGAUGUAACAAACUGCAUGGUGUAGCAGCGAGGGGUAUUGUCCCCACAAUUGUUCACAGUGAUAUGAAUAACCUGAGGUACAGUAAACAGCACACCACCUAUAAUAAGCAUUUUGGAAGCCAACAUGCUGAUGUCUCAUCAGUUUUCAGUUCCAUUCAGCCACAGGUGUUUCAACAGUUUGCUGAGCAUCUUGCAUCUGAGGCAGAAAAGAAAGAUGUGAAGACAUUGUGGCGCACAGCUAGCCUCUCUGCUCAUGAAUUGAGGAUGAAGAAAUCUGGUGUUUUCUUGCGACCCCAUCCCACUCUAGAGAGGAUGUCAGCCUGGCCUGGACCUUUAUAAGGAUAACAUUUUGAAAAGCUAUAUGAAUUGAAUAUGGAUUGUGUGGCUGUUUGAGGGUCAAUUUAGUUGGCACUCACUAUAAAAUAUCUCUGAUCAAAACAUGUUUUGAUAUAAGUCUAAUAAUGUUUUAACAAUGAAUAAUAAUUAGAUAAUAAAUAGAUAAAAAAUACUUUUUUGUAUCUGAGGCAUAUUCAUACUACUUAAUAACUAUACUAAAUAAAGCACUCAGUAAAUGAUAGGUUUUUAAAUUAUACAGUUUAUUAAACCUUGUAAUAUGAACCCUUUAAAAAAGUUCUUAUAUUUUUUACCCCCAUGUCAUUGGAGACAUGUAUG